ACACGUGGUCACCAAAUUACCUCAUAAGCAUCAUCAUUGCUAUUACCACGGAGAAGUGAGAGAAGGCAAUAUAUCUUCAGUUGCAAUAAGCACAUGCAAUGGUUUGAGUGGUAUGGUGCAUGUAGAUGGGGAGGCUUUGGCAGUAGAACCUCUGGAGGGGUCGCCAAGGCAACAUGUUGUUUAUCAUCAGAAGGAUGUAGUUAGCAAUGGAGAGAAAUUGGUGAUGGAUAUGAAGUAUGAAUCUGUUGGAGAACUGCCGGACAUUUCAAGUAAACAGCGCCACCGUAGGGAUAUCUUAUCCGAGACUAAAUACGUUGAAUUAGCCAUCGUCAAUGAUGAUGCUGAGUUCCGGCUACGAGGAGGUAUAGCGGCUGUACAAGAGAGAAGCAAACAACUUGUAAAUGCUAUGGAUAUGCUUUACAGAGCACUGAACGUCAGGAUAGCCCUGGUUAACGUGGAAGUUUGGACGAGUCCGCAGAUAGAGAUUACCCAUGAUGCUACUGCAAACCUCGGAAGAUUCCAGAUCUGGAGGAAAGAGUUGUACUCUCCAAGGAUGCAUAAUGACAAUGCUCAGCUCAUCACAGGAAUACCUUUCCAAGACAGCAUUGUUGGUAUGGCUGAGCAUGGGAAAAUGUGCACCGAAGACAAGUCAUGUGGAGUUAACACAGACAUUGAGCUCGAGCUAUCCAAACAGGCUGUAAUCCUUACUCAUGAGAUGGGGCAUAACUUUGGUUUUCAUCACAAUGCUCAGACAUGCUCCUGCCCUGAUAAGUCUUGUAUCAUGGAUGAUAUACUAGGAGAACCUCCUUCCACCCAGUUUUCUAGCUGUACUUUUGACACUAUGCAGGAGGUGCUUCAAAAGGGGUACGGGGUGUGUCUCCUAGACUACCCGAAAGAGUUCUUCGGAGGACCGGUGUGUGGGAACAAGUUCUUAGAACCGGGAGAGGAGUGUGACUGUGGAACACCUGAUGAAUGUGAUACUAAAUGCUGCGUACCCGAGACCUGUAGGUUCCAUGUGAAUGCUACGUGUGCUGAAGGAGAAUGCUGCGAUAGUGAGUGUCAGAUGUUAUCAGCUGGUACCCUGUGCAGGGAUAAAUACAAUCCAUGUGAUCUACCAGAGUACUGCACCGGAACUUCUGCUGAGUGCCCGGGUAACGUUUACCUCCAGAACGGAGAGAAGUGUGAUCGGAGAAACUCUGAUUCUCUCUGCUAUGACGGGCAAUGCCAUAGCUACCAACAGCAAUGUGAAGAAGUAUGGGGUAUUCAAAGAUCACCUGUGAGGGCGGGGGUUGAUGAGUGUUACGCUCUGAACGAGCAAGGCAGCCAUUUUGGAAGCUGUGGAGAGACGGACGUUAGACCAUGCCCAACGUCAACUGCUCCUGAUGGAAAGUGCUACAAGGCUUGUGAACCUGAGAACAUGAGGUGUGGACGUCUGAUGUGUGAGAACGUACCCGCCAGACCCGUCCUAUCCAGCAUCGCCACCAUCGCUCCAGCACGGGUCUAUGAUUCCAACAAUCAAGUUCACAUCUGUAAAACGGUCUCUCUUAACUUUGGAGCGGACGUUCUUGAUCCAGGCUAUGUGGCUGAGGGAACCAGUUGUGCUGAGGGAAAAAUAUGUUUGAACUUCCAAUGUCAAAACAUCAGUGGUGUUGGGAUCAGACCCUGCCCUUAUAACUGCAAUGGCAAUGGAGUGUGCAAUAGUAAGAGUCACUGUCACUGCAACCAAGGGUGGGCCCCACCCCUCUGUAACACCGUAGGCUACGGGGGCAGCAUCGACUCCGGACCAGCUUUACCCCGGGAUAACAUUGUUGUAGUCACCCAUACCGUGACUAAAGUGAUAACCCGCUAUCUACCCGUAAGUGGCCCCACCCUCUUGGGUGUGUCAACUGGAACCGUCGCUGCUCUUCUCGUUCUCUUCAUAGUCAUCUUCCCUCUACUGACCGUCUGUGGUGUCGUUAUCUAUUGUAAGCGACAGAGACUUCGUCAGAUGCUCAACAAGAGCCGGGAGGCUAGGACUGGGCAUCAGUCAUUUAGGAACAGCCCUGGUAGCAAUGGAGCAACACGUAAGACUGUGACUGUCACACGCACCCCAUCAGUUCGAGCUUCCCCUCCGACCAUAGAGCACAUCCCAAACAAAAGCACCGGUAACGUGGUCCACGACGUCUACCCUCUUAUCCCAACGGGACCUAGCGUCAGCUACAAGCCUGAUAGACCACCAGCAAGACCUAGUUCCCCACCUCCAGGACAGACCUCCAGACCACCACCCUUACCCUCAGCAGCACCAACGCGCCCCUCCCAGACUCCAGCCAAACCAACAGCCCCUCCAAGCCGCCCACAGGUUCCUAGGUUCAAACCCACUGCUCGGUCCCAAAGCUUUAACUUUCCUGCCAAAUCAGAACCAGGUUCUGGUGCGAGGUCGGUAGCACCGCCUGGGCGACCCAAACCGCCAACACCCCCGUUUAAGCUUGCACCACCCCCAUCAUCACCCCCACCUGUGCCCGACUCGCAACCACCCACCAUGAACAUUACUGGUGCCAGAGCGGCGCUAAAACCCAUAUCACGGCCACGCCCAAACGUGAAUUCCAACAACUCAAAGGACUGUGAUUGGAAGCAAGGUGGUAACCUCAUUACUAAAGACAAUCAAGAGGGGGAGCCCUUCAUCGCUAAAAAACCAACAGUAGCCAAGAAGCCAUCGAUAUCCAGAAAACCUCCUUUGCGCCCUGGUAGACCCCCGCUACGCACCCAAAGCAUGAGAGAACCUCCUGCAUCUCAUUAAUCAUCUUGAAAAGGUGACCUUUGACCUUUAGUCGUCAAGGAGGUCAUCUUUCAGUGUGUGUUACUCUCUGAUUUGUCUUUCCUAUUUUUAUGUUCUUUUAUCAAGUUACUUUCAGACUAUCUAAGCAAUACACAUGUAGAUAUUCCUUGUAUAUGUUUUAUUUUACUUGUACUUUUCAUUCAAUCUUGUAUUACCCCCAAAUUUUUUUGAAUCGUUGUGAGAGGAUUGUUUCUUAUAUGCAAAGUGAUUUAGGUCUUUAGAUUCUUACUACUUGGAUCAUCUUUUUAUAUUUAGAUAUACAAAACAAUUUACUUGUGUAUCUAUCAUGUAAAAGUGAUUAAUCAUACAAAUUACUUUGGAUUGUUAUUCUAUUUGAUGUAUCCUUUUUAAAACUGGCCAAACCCUGUUAUCGCGAUGCUUAGAUACCAGUGUAUUUCCUUCUUCUUUCCUCCUUUUCUAUAUUUGAUAUAUUCAUGUAUUUGAAUAUGAAACCUGAAUUUUCUUUCUCUUUGAGCCUUCAACCAUAGUGUAUGUCUUGAUUUGCUAAAUUGCAUAUUAAAGCAAAAGAUGACUUGUGAAGGCAAAACCUUCCACUGUUUGAUUUUGAUUAUGCCAGGGGUUUCAGCAAGCAAAUGAUACCUUUUCUUUCUGUUUUCAUUUUCUUCUUUCUAGUUUACCCUUAAUGUCACUAUGACUAAGAACCUCCAUAAUACCACCAAAAUAUAUUUUAUGAAUAUGAUUAUUUGAGACAGCUAAAUAAGGUUUUAUGAGACUGAUUUUUUCUUAAAGUAGUAUCAUUUUUUUAAUUGUUCAUUUAAAUACAAGCAAUGUUUCAUUGUAUCUAAUAAGUAAGAAAUCUAUUAUGAAUUUCAAGAAAAAAUGGCAAGCUUUUCAUUUUCUAAAUACAAUAUAUGACGUUCAAAUUUGGCUGGUUUAUCCCACCUAUUUGAAUAAUAAUAGUGGGUUCUUGUACAGCGCUCAUGUCUGUCAUAUGUGACACUCCUGGCGCUCCCAAUUAUAAUAUUAUAUUAUAAGAAUAAUUGGGUAAUCAUAAUUCAAAAUUGAAUUAGUUAAAGAGAGAAUUUAAGUCUGAAUAUUUGUAAGGUUCAUGUGUGAUUUGAAGUAUUUGCGACAUGUAUGUUCAUAGCUUCUGAAGACGUGUUUUUAAUGAUAUAUUGCUGCUGUGUGCUUGACAUUCCAUUAUCAGUACUGCAUAAUUGAAGAGAAAUGAAAAGAUAUGACUUGUGCAGUGGCUCUUAUGCAGAGGGGACCUUGUGUCAUUCAUUUCAACUGCCCACUUUGAAUAAAGUUCAAUAAUUUGAUGAAAGAUUGCAGCUUAUGAGCGGCAAUUGGCCUGAAGCAAAUGUAGCUUGUAAAUCUAUUCAACUCUGUAUAUGCAAUCCUGUCAAUUUGUCAGUUGUUGAUUUCGAUCUGCAAAUGAAAAAAUUGAUUUGAAUUGCUUGUAUCCUGCUAAGUAAAAAGCUUAAAAAGCUUAAAAAGCAUAAUGAAGUAGUCCUGUGCCAAAAUGUACUGACUGGCAAUCCAAAAAGGGUAGAAGUAGGAACAGAAUAAAGUACAAAGCAAGUAGAGAGUUGCGUAUUUCACUUGGUGCAGGAUACAGUUAUCUGUGGGAUAUGAUAGAGGUGUAGUAUUUGUAUAUCUAUCAUGCUUAUGAUUCGGUAUGUGUAAAACAGUUGAUGAUUUCAAGUGUAUUUAUUACAUGCAGGAAACAGUAUACAGUUUGCAAUUUUUGUAUGAUGGUGCAAUGCAAUAUACAACUCAACCACGAUUUACAACCAGAUUUAAAAAAAAUAUAAGGUAUGAUUUUUUUUUGUAUUAGCUACAUAAUAUCUUUUGAUAAACUGGGUUCUUCUCAGCUAAUUAAUUUAGCUGUUACGAAUACUUUCUCAUUAUUUCAAAGAAAGGAUAUCUUUCUUUUGAAAUAAUUUCAGUGACAAUUGAUACAUCAUGUUUCAGAUUUUGGAUACACCUGACCAUUAGAACAGAUCCAUUAAAAAAAAAA
Messenger RNA from Strongylocentrotus purpuratus (purple sea urchin), 4799 nucleotides. RefSeq names its product disintegrin and metalloproteinase domain-containing protein 12. The record is from RefSeq and is a predicted model, not a curated record. Gene Ontology annotation, molecular function: metalloendopeptidase activity. Lineage: Eukaryota; Metazoa; Echinodermata; Echinoidea; Camarodonta; Strongylocentrotidae. The coding region runs from base 113 to 2776 and encodes 887 amino acids. The transcript is spliced from 19 exons. Gene Ontology annotation, biological process: proteolysis.